Messenger RNA from Sus scrofa (pig), 6912 nucleotides. NCBI's taxonomy places the organism in Eukaryota, Metazoa, Chordata, Mammalia, Artiodactyla, Suidae. The record is from RefSeq and is a predicted model, not a curated record.
CUUCGCCAGCGCCGCCGCCGCUCGCAGCACCGCAGCCCCUCCCGCCAUGGCCGCCGCCGGCGCCCGGCGCAGCACCGGCCCCAGCUCGGGGCUCCGGGGCCGGCUGAGGCUCGGCUUCCACCCGGCGCCGCCACCGCUGCUGCUGCUGUUCCUGCUCCUGCUGCCGCCGCCACAGCUUCUGGCCGGCGCCACCGCCGCCGCCUCACGGGAGCCGGACAGCCCAUGCCGGCUCAAGACCGUCACGGUGUCCACGCUGCCCGCCCUGCGGGAGAGCGACAUCGGCUGGAGCGGCACCCGCGCCGGGUCCGGGACUGGGACUGGGACUGGGGCCGGAGCCGCCGCCGCUGCCGCCGCCGCGUCCCCGGGUUCCGCCGGCUCCACGGGCACCGCCGCCGAGUCGCGCCUCCUGCUCUUUGUGCGUAACGAGCUUCCGGGACGCAUCGCGGUGCAGGACGACCUGGACAACACAGAGCUGCCCUUCUUCACCCUGGAGAUGUCGGGCACGGCGGCGGACAUCUCGCUGGUGCACUGGAGGCAGCAGUGGCUGGAAAACGGCACCCUGUACUUCCACGUCUCCAUGAGCAGCUCUGGGCAGCUGGCCCGGGCCACCGCCCCCACCCUGCAGGAGCCCUCGGAGAUCGUCGAGGAGCAAAUGCACAUCGUCCACAUCUCCGUCAUGGGUGGCCUCAUCGCGUUGCUGCUGCUGCUGCUGGUGUUCACUGUGGCGCUGUAUGCCCAGCGCCGCUGGCAGAAGCGCCGCCGCAUCCCGCAGAAAAGCGCCAGCACGGAAGCCACUCACGAGAUCCACUACAUCCCCUCUGUGCUGCUGGGUCCCCAGGCCCGGGAAAGCUUCCGCUCCUCCAGGCUGCAGGCCCACAAUUCCGUCAUCGGAGUGCCCAUCCGCGAAACCCCCAUCCUGGAUGACUAUGACUACGAAGAGGACGAGGAUCCUCCCCGGAGGGCCAACCACGUCUCGCGUGAGGACGAGUUUGGCAGCCAGGUGACCCACACGCUGGACAGCCUGGGCCGCUCCGGGGAAGAGAAAGGGGACUUCGAGAAGAAAGCAGCAGCUGAGGCGACACAGGAGCCAGUGGAGUCCCUGAUGCAGAAGUUCAAGGAGAGUUUCCGCGCCAACACACCCAUCGAGAUCUGUCAGCUGCAGCCAGCGCCUCGCAGUGCCUCGGCAGGGAGGCGGAAGAGGAGAAGCAGGUCCCGAGGGGGGAUCAGCUUUGGGAGAACCAAGGGGACCUCGGGAUCAGAGGCAGACGACGAAACGCAGCUGACAUUCUACACGGAGCAGUACCGCAGCCGGCGCCGCAGCAAAGGUUUGCUGAAAAGUCCAGUGAACAAGACGGCCCUGACACUGAUCGCCGUGAGCUCCUGCAUCCUGGCUAUGGUGUGUGGCAGUCAGAUGUCCUGUCCACUCACUGUGAAGGUGACUCUGCACGUGCCCGAGCACUUCAUUGCAGACGGGAGCAGCUUUGUGGUGAGUGAAGGGAGCUACCUGGACAUCUCCGACUGGCUGAACCCGGCCAAGCUGUCCCUGUAUUACCAGAUCAACGCCACCUCUCCAUGGGUGAGGGACCUCUGCGGACAGAGAACCACAGAUGCCUGUGAGCAGCUCUGCGACCCAGAAACCGGAGAGUGCAGCUGUCAUGAAGGCUACGCCCCUGAUCCGGUUCACAGACACCUGUGUGUGCGCAGUGACUGGGGACAGAGUGAAGGACCCUGGCCUUACACGACACUCGAGAGGGGCUAUGAUUUGGUGACAGGGGAGCAAGCCCCUGAAAAGAUUCUCAGGUCUACUUUCAGCUUGGGCCAAGGACUCUGGCUUCCUGUCAGCAAAAGCUUCGUGGUCCCACCUGUGGAGCUGUCCAUCAACCCCCUGGCCAGCUGCAAGACCGAUGUCCUCGUCACAGAAGACCCUGCAGAUGUCAGGGAAGAAGCGAUGCUCUCCACAUACUUUGAAACCAUCAAUGACCUGCUGUCCUCCUUUGGGCCUGUCCGUGACUGCUCUCGGAACAACGGGGGCUGCACUCGAAACUUCAAGUGCGUGUCUGACCGCCAGGUGGACUCCUCAGGAUGCGUGUGCCCGGAGGAGCUGAAACCCAUGAAGGAUGGCUCCGGCUGCUACGACCACUCCAAAGGCAUCGACUGCUCUGAUGGCUUCAACGGCGGCUGUGAGCAGCUGUGCCUGCAGCAGACGCUGCCUUUGCCCUAUGACGCCACCUCCAGCACCAUCUUCAUGUUCUGCGGUUGCGUGGAGGAGUACAAGCUGGCUCCCGAUGGAAAAUCCUGCCUAAUGCUCUCAGAUGUCUGCGAGGGCCCCAAGUGUCUCAAAGCUGACUCCAAAUUCAACGACACCCUGUUUGGAGAGAUGCUACAUGGUUACAACAAUCGGACCCAGCAUGUGAACCAAGGUCAAGUCUUCCAGAUGACCUUUAGGGAGAACAACUUCAUCAAGGACUUUCCUCAGCUGGCCGACGGGCUGCUGGUGAUCCCGCUGCCGGUGGAGGAGCAGUGCCGGGGGGUCCUCUCCGAGCCCCUCCCGGACCUCCAGCUGCUCACUGGAGACAUCAGGUAUGACGAGGCCAUGGGUUACCCCAUGGUGCAGCAGUGGCGGGUCCGAAGCAACCUCUACCGUGUGAAGCUCAGCACCAUCACCCUCUCGGCAGGCUUCACCAGCGUCCUCAAGAUCCUGACCAAGGAGAGCAGCCGGGAGGAGCUACUGUCCUUCAUCCAGCACUAUGGCUCGCACUACAUCGCAGAGGCCCUCUACGGCUCCGAGCUCACCUGCAUCAUCCACUUCCCCAGCAAGAAGGUCCAGCAGCAGCUGUGGCUCCAGUAUCAGAAAGAGACCACAGAGUUGGGCAGCAAGAAGGAGCUCAAGUCCAUGCCCUUCAUCACCUACCUCUCAGGCCUGCUGACGGCCCAGAUGCUGUCGGAUGACCAGCUCAUCUCAGGUGUGGAGAUCCGCUGCGAGGAGAAAGGCCGAUGUCCAUCCACCUGCCACCUUUGCCGCCGACCAGGCAAGGAGCAGCUGAGCCCCACGCCAGUGCUGCUGGAAAUCAACCGUGUGGUCCCACUUUAUACUCUCAUCCAGGACAAUGGCACCAAAGAGGCCUUCAAGAGUGCACUGAUGAGCUCCUACUGGUGCUCAGGGAAAGGGGACGUGAUUGAUGACUGGUGCAGGUGUGACCUCAGCGCCUUUGAUGCCAGCGGGCUGCCCAACUGCAGCCCCCUCCCUCAGCCGGUGCUGCGGCUCUCCCCUACUGUCGAGCCCUCCAGCACCGUGGUCUCCUUGGAGUGGGUUGAUGUUCAGCCAGCCAUCGGGACCAAGGUCUCAGACUAUAUCCUACAGCACAAGAAAGUGGAUGAAUACACAGAUACAGACCUCUACACAGGAGAAUUCCUGAGUUUUGCCGAUGACUUACUCUCUGGCCUGGGCACAUCUUGUGUAGCAGCUGGUCGGAGCCAUGGAGAGGUCCCUGAAGUCAGUAUCUACUCCGUCAUCUUCAAGUGUCUGGAGCCCGACGGUCUCUACAAGAAUCUCAGUAACCUUGUCCAAAUCCAGACAACCAAUGGCAGACCUAAGGAAGUCCUUUGGAGUCUCAGGAGUGCCAUCGGCGCCAUGACAUGUACUUACUCCAGGGGCAAGGGUCAUACCAUUUACAGAGAAGCAAAUCGAGUUCCUGGUAUUUUAUUGGACAACCUCCCAUAAUUUCCCAUUAUUCUUUCUCAGUUCCUAGCCUGGAUAUGUCUUCUUCAGGCAAGACCUUGGCCUCCUCCUUUGUAAUAAUAUCCAUAUAAAUACUUUGGAGGAAAAGGAAAAGAAGCAGUGAUACAAAUGGCUGUUAUUCAGAGGGCUUUCAAUAUGCUAAGCACUGUUCUGAAUGCUUUACUCACAUUAACUUACCAGAUUCUCUCAAUAACCCAGUGAGGAUGGUGUAUUUUUUAUCCUCAUUUUACAGAUGAGAAAACCAAAACCCAGAAAAGUUAAGAAAUUUGCCAGGAGUCACACACUCCGUAGCAGAACCAUGAUUUAAAUUCGGACGGACUGGCUCCAGAGCCCAAGUUUCUAAUCAUUAACUAGGCUAGCCUUCCCAGAAGUCACAUUAGCACAUUCAAUGAGUCAAUACACAUCAGAUCUUGCAUUCUUGUCUAUCACAGUGCCUUGGCACAUGCUGCACCUCUUUGCAUCCUUCAGUUCUCAGCCUAAAUGUUGCAUCUUCUGAAUGGCAUCCUCAGAACCCAUAAUCUAAAAUAGGCUUUCCAUCUCUUUUCUUUAUUGCAAUUAUCAAACUUUGCAAUGCCGCAUUUAUAUGUGUUUAGGUCUGUCCACUGUGAGAGCUGACAGUCUAGGAAGGUAAAGAUGGUGUCUGUUUUGUUUAUCUCCCUACACUCAAGUGCACACAUGCAGAAGGCACUGCAUAAAUAGUUACUGUAUAAUAAUUGAACACAUGUGGUAUGACAUUUAAUCACAGCUAUAAUCCUAUAGGAUACUCCCCACCUCCCACCUCACUUUAGAUAUAAAGACUCUCAUGAGGCUCAAUAAUUUGGGCAAACUCACUGAGGAUGUAAAUGUCAGAACUUGUAUUUGAAAGCAGGUCUUUUCUGAACUCGGAGUCCGUGCCCUGAACCUCUGCAUUAUAUUCCCUCCCCUGGAGCCCUAUAAGGGACACAUAGGGGAAUGAGACAGUGUCUGCCCUACAGAACUCCUUAUUCUACCCAGAGGAGCCAGUUUUAUAUACACACCACCAUACCACAAGCUGAUUAAAAUUGGUAAGCUGGUUUGACAUCAUACAAAUGAUGACCUAUGGGGAAAAAAAAAUGGGGAGCAGGAUGUUUUUGAUAGCCAGGAAUGACCUCCUCUAACCUUUCUUAGCUAAUGCACACUUAUUCUUUAAGGGAAUGAUGCAGAUAUAGGAUCCUCCCUCUCAUAGUUUGUUUUAGAGGGUCUGUUUCUCAGUAGGGCUCUGCACUACAUCCAGGAGACCCAGAGAUGAACAGCAGUCAUCCCAGCCACUGUGGAGCUCACAAUAAAAUGCAGCCCAAGACAGGUGAGCCCAGAGAGGAGGAUGCCUCCCAGUGCAGUGAAAGCUGUCCAGAAGGGGUGACAUUUUAUUUGAAUGUUAAAGGAUGAAUAGUGUCAGCAAAGUGAAGAUAAAAGGGAACAUAGUUUUCCAGGGGAAGGACGUCAUAUGUGCAGAGUUACUGAAGAGCAAGGCAAUGUAGCAAUCUACAAACCCUACUCAAGUCGCUAAAAGGCAGUGGGGCAAAUUUGGGUGAUGAAGUUGAAGAGGUUGAUAAGGUGAAAACGCAAAGGAACUUUAUUGUCAGUCUAAGGAGUGUGGACUUUAUUUUGAGGGGAACAGGUGCUGUUAAGGGUUUUGCACUGCUCAGUAGACAUCAUCAGAUUUUUAUUUUAGAAAAAAAUCACUCUGGCUAAUGGGCUGGCAAUAGGGUGAAGGUGGGGCAGAACUGUUGGAAGGAAACAAAGAAGUUGUUCCCAAGACCUGAGCUAGAAGCAAUGAGGACUGGUAUAGACCAGCAUUGAAAGAAAGGAUAGUGGUUGAAAUCUAGUCUCAGAGGAACAAGACACGAUGGGUUGAGGGGGUCAGCCAGAGACACUCAUCAACACGUGCCAGUUCAUCCUGCCUGAUGCUUACCAGCAAGAACACUACUUCCAUCCCUUGCUUUUGAAGCUAGCCUAAGAUAGAAAGCACUUUCUAAGCACCUUCUGUGGAUGCUAACUGUCCCCUGGAAGAUUAAAAAAAAAAUAAGCUAGGUAAGUCUAUGUGCGUGGCAACAGUCCCCAUUGUUCUCUUUCUAAUUUUUAAGAGUCCUUGCCUCUCUCAUCUACUUCUGAAAUAGCAAGAGGUUAUUUGGGAGCGCCACUGUCAUGUGAGAGGCUGAUGGGGUUAAAAGGAGAACGAGAUGUGAUUUCUUUCAGCCACAAAACUCACAUGCUGGUGGGGACAAGACAGCAAGUGAGGGAUAGUUGAAGGUGGUACCAUUCAUGGCUUCACGUCCUUGGUACUGAGAAGCGAUUGGCCCCGUUGGAACAAUUUGGGGUCUUUCCUGGAGUCUGGAAAUGCAGUUCUGAGCCAGGGAGAGAGAGAUCUGAGCAGGAGCUCAUGAGCAGGCUGUGGUAGAGGUUUGGUUUGCCAGUCACCAAGAGGAGCUGCAGAGCCGAGCACAGGUGCGGUCCUCCUCCUGGGACAAGAGUCCACUACAGUCCUAUUAAUGAUGGCAGCUGUGGCUUGAGCACCUAGACAUGCACCAGAUACUAUGUUAAGUGUGUGAUUAAACCACAUUACCAUGUUUAAUCUUCACAAUAACCUUCUAAAUGAUAUUUCAGAAAGAUUUAUGAGAGUCUGAACCCUUGGAUGUAAGUAACAGAAACUUAAAAUUGCUUAUGGCAAAAAAUGCAAUUUUCCAUUUUAUUUACCUGGGAAGUUCAGAUGUGCUGCCUGCAGCCCCCGAGACAUCCAGGAAUUCAGAUGAUGGGGUGUGGACUCAGUAUCUCUGUCCCAACUUUGCUGUGUGUUGGCUGCAAUCUGAGGUGGGUUUCCUUAUUGAGGGUGGGGGGCAGAGAUGGACCCCAGCAGGUGCAGGCUUUGAUGGUUCUUCCUUCAUGCCUCUGAUCUCAGAAAAAGAAAGACAUACAUACCCCUUUCCUACCAGUCCUAUCAAUCCCUGGGAAAGAACUCUAGUAACCUUGUUUGGGGGACGUCACCACUUCUGUUGUGGGAGGUAGGGGCAUAAAGUGGACAGUCCCACCCAAAUGAUAACAAGAGAUGGAGGAAUUGUUCUUAAGUGGAUACAGGCACCAUGCUUCCAGAAAAAGGAGUAAGAAAGAAGGGUAAAGGAAACAAACAAAACUGAAAAAACAAAAACAAAACAAACCCA